Sphaeramia orbicularis (orbiculate cardinalfish) is the source of this 4849-nucleotide messenger RNA. RefSeq names its product ferredoxin reductase (gene fdxr). NCBI's taxonomy places the organism in Eukaryota, Metazoa, Chordata, Actinopteri, Kurtiformes, Apogonidae. The coding region runs from base 2979 to 4475 and encodes 498 amino acids. The record is from RefSeq and is a predicted model, not a curated record. Gene Ontology annotation, molecular function: oxidoreductase activity. The transcript is spliced from 15 exons.
CUCAAAAAUGAUAGAAGUCGCAUUUAAUGUGUAGUAUGAACAAGCACACAAAAAAAAUUAGAUUUGACCAAAAAAUCUGAAUUGUGCAUUUAGACCUGCUGUCUGAAUGUGGUAUUUGAUAUAUGAACACAAUAUAGUUUAAAAAUAUAAAGAUGUAAAUAUGAUUUAUAUCCUUCUGACACCCAGUAAGUAAACAUUUUUGCCAUUUUACAUUAAAUAAUUGCCUUAAUUGGAAACAGCAUGAUGCAACAGUUUUUUUCAGAUGCAUUUUUAAUUUUUUUAAAAAUAUAAUGUCCUUUUCAGUGGACAUUAUGUAAUUUUUUUAUUUUAAAGAAAAGCUGUGAAAGUCUUGUCCAUGACAGAGGACAAAAAUGCAUUGCUGGGUGUCAGGAGGUUAAAUAUGGUAUGCUUUCUUUCCAUAUAUCAGGGCCUUGGAUUUAAUAUUGAUGAUUGUCAGACUGUGAUAUUGCUUUUUUUUUUGCUGCCUUUUCCAUCACUGAAUUAUUGAAGUACACCAGCUAUGAAAGAGUAGCCUGCAGAAUUAACUAAACAUCUAAUUAACAUGAUAUUGGAUUUUUGUAUAUUUACUAACAGAAGACUUGUGUGAUAUUGUGACUUCAUGAGUGCUUCACCUUGGGCUUCCAUAUGUUAAAACAAGCAGAGUGAAUUGUUAUGAUAUAAAUGUUGUGAAUAUGCUGCCUACACUGUGAAUUGAGCCAACUAUUCUACAUAUACUGUAUUGUGCUGUAGUGUGCUGUGUGAUACUGUUACAUAUGCUUUACCUUUAAAUAAAUUUCACUGAGUAAGAAGUACCUCCACGUCUGUGAUCUGAUGCACUACGUACAUACGAACAUAUCAGACUAAGUCACAUUUCCUUUGUACACCACAUUUCCUUGUAGUUACUGUUGUGACAGGCAGUGUGCGAGUCAGGCUGCCUGUGUUCAUUAGUCUGUUGCACUGGGCUGAAACCCAGCUUCAUGAUGAAAGCCAGCUGGUGCUGUGUGUUGGGUUUGCUCCUCAUGCCCACCGAGGUGAUCCUCCAAGAAGUUUCUCAAAAUCCUUUGGCCAUCACAGCAGGGGUCAACUCCUCCGUCGACAUCACAUGCUCCACGACAAUUAAAAAUCCAUUUGGACUAAGUCUGCAGAGGCGUUUCCAACGCAACUCUGAAAAAACAGAUGUCAUGUACCUGGCCUUUAAAAAUGGAGAAGUUAUAAAGGUGACUAAGGCUCCUGAAUUUAAAGGCCGACUUCAGCACAGGCAGAGCGGGGAGGGCUGGGAGUUCACCUUGACUCUGUCUCUGCUGGGGCUGUAUGACACUGACUUGUAUUACUGCAGCUGGAAUGAAAUGGACUCACAGACCUACAGAGAAACAACAUACCCUAGCAAUGGCACCGUCAUCAUUGUAAAAGAAAGUUAUCCUGACAAGCAAUGCAAUGAACACAUAUUAGACAUCAUUUUGAUUGCCUUAAGUGUGACAACAGUACCUUUUGUAUUAAUUCUCUUCAUUGGAGCACUGAUUGGCAAACGGUUUAAAAAGAAAUUCAGACCUGAAAGACCCAACAGGCCUCAGCAUGUCUUUCCCCAGCAAAGAUUUCAGCCGUAUUCCUACUUAACAACAUCAGGAAAUCCAAUGGACUUCAGGGGCAUUUGUUAACUGCAAAACAGUUAGUUGAGGGAAAACUACCAGCUGCAGAAGACAGAUCAUAUGAACAGAUUUCACCCUUUGAGUCACCAGCUCAAGACAGCAAAGGUGUCUCAACUCUUUUUGUGUUUGCUUUGUAUUUCCUUUAUAGAUAAAUUUGUCUUUAGUUUGCAGAAAAGUGACAGAGCUACCACAUCCUGGCUGAUGUGUGUGUACAGGUGUGAUGCAUGACAACAGUUUUUGCACAGCAAGCAUGUUUUUUUUUUUUUUUUCAAUGUAUGCAAUGUAACAUACGCAAGCUUGACCUGAUGAGUUUUACAUGUCGCUUACUGUGUAAAAUAAUUCCAAUGUUUUCAUUUGUGUGAACAAUUCAUUCAUGUUCAGGCUUUAGAACAAAGACUAUUUUCUGCCUGACAUAGUGUGUGUAUUAGAUUUCAACUUUGUUCAGUUUUGCUGUUCCUUGGGCAUGUUCACAGACAGUUUAACUGUAAAUAAAUCACAACCUCAUCCUUAAGUUUUGACAAAAGAUUCAGAUGCAAAUUCCUUUGUUUCUAUCAUUCAGUCAAUCCACCACAGGUGUACUACAGGCCCAAAUCAUAACCUCAGAACAUAAUAAUAAUAAUAAUUAAAAAAAAAAAAAAGCAGAACCAGUUAGAAAAGCAGAAUUAGCCUAAACUGAGUUGUGCAGUAAGUAAACAUUAGUAAAUAAUUUAAAAAUGUAAACAAAUAAAAAAAAAAAAAAAAUAUUUAUUUAUAUAAAAACUAAGACAGUACUACACGAGUAUUACACCAUUUAUUAAAGCUGCAAAUUUAUAGAAGUAAUAGCUUUUAAAGAUUACAGAGGGUCAUUCUGCAGAAUACAAACUCAUGACGGUUUUGUCUAAAUCAAAUGAGGUCUCUUUCCACAAAUUAAUUCGCACAAACCUCGAAGGUUCAUUCACUUUCUCAACCAGACACAUUAACGUUUACGCAAUUCAAGUGGAACCUUCCAACCAAAGUUUCGCUUUUACACGGACUACAAUUACGGUGGCACACAAGGUACAAUGUCUAUUUUGAUUAUGAAAACCAUACUGUACUAUUUCAUUAAGAUGUAAAUUAUAAAAUACAUCAGGAACGCGCUUAGAAAACAGGCUAACUGCUCGCUGUCACUAACCCAUAGUGUGUUGAAACAUCCCAGAGGAGAUAAACGAUCUUUUCACCUUGGCUUUUCAACUUGAAGCUCGAAGCCGAGGUUGUGAUGUGGAGCUAGUUCUCAGACAUCAGGGAAACAACAACUGGAUACGACGUUUUAAGAUCUGUUCAAAGUCAAAGAGCUUGUUGGAGUCAGGAAAGACGAUGACCGGCCAUAAACUGAUGUUUAAAGGAUUGAAGUUGUGGAGUUCCGGUAGAGCCACUUGGAUAAAUCGAGUUCAUGAAGGUGUGAUUGUACGUGGAAGUGGAAAGGCUUUUUUUGCCUCUUGUAAUCCGAAGAUUUGUGUAGUGGGGAGUGGUCCUGCAGGAUUCUACACAGCACAGCAUUUGAUCAAGGCUCGUCAGGAUGCUGAAGUGGACAUUUAUGAACGACUUCCUGUCCCCUUUGGUCUGGUCAGGUUUGGGGUGGCACCGGAUCAUCCAGAAGUCAAGAAUGUCAUCAAUACAUUUACACAGACGGCCAAACAAUCACGCUGCAGUUUCUACGGCAAUGUAAACGUAGGGAAGGAUGUGAGCAUUGAAGAGCUGCAGCAAGCCUACCAUGCUGUCGUACUGAGUUAUGGCGCUGAGGGGAACAGGACUAUGGGAGUACCAGGUGAACAACUAGCGGGUGUGUACUCAGCCCAAAAUUUUGUAGGUUGGUACAAUGGUCUACCAAGCUGUCAGGAGUUGAACCCAGACCUGAGUUGUGAGACGGCUGUCAUUCUUGGACAGGGUAAUGUUGCCUUGGACAUAGCACGCAUUUUACUGUCUCCUGUGGACAUUUUAAAGAAGACUGACAUCACCCAACCUACCCUGGAGGCUCUGGAACGCAGCCAGAUCCGCAACGUAUUAAUUAUAGGUCGAAGAGGUCCCUUGCAAAUUGCGUGCACAAUCAAGGAGCUGAGAGAGAUGGUGAACCUGCCAGACACUAGACCAGAGAUGGUGGCAGCUGAUUUCAACGGUGUUGCAGAGGCUCUUAAAGAUGUACCGAGGCCCAGGAAACGUCUGACAGAGCUAAUGCUGAAGACGGCCUUGGACACCCCUGGAGAGAAGGAGCAAGAGAGACGAAACAAGGCCUCUCGCUCCUGGGGCUUCCGGUUCUUUCGGAGCCCUGUCGAGGUUCUGGGUGACCCGGACUCCAUGAGAGUGGUUGGCAUCCGACUGGCGGUCAACAGGCUGGAGGGUGAGGGUGAGGGAGCUCGGGCGGUGCUCACCGGUGAAGUGGAGGAUGUGAAAUGCGGUCUUGUCAUCAGCAGCAUCGGCUACAAGAGUGUCCCCAUAGAUCCAUCAGUGCCCUUUGACUCCCGCAAAGCCAUUGUUCCCAACAACAUGGGCCGCGUUCAGCAUGUUUCAGGAUUGUAUUGUAGUGGCUGGUUGAAAACAGGCCCCACUGGGGUGAUUGCCACCACAAUGAACAACAGCUUUGACACUGCACGAUCCCUGGUGGAGGACAUAGACUCUGGGACUUUAGAUGUGUCUAUUUCCAAACCUGGCUCACAAAGUAUCAGUGCGCUGCUUGAAAAGAGAGGAGUGAAACCAGUUAGCUUCUCCGACUGGGAGAAGAUUGAUAAUGCGGAGAUGAAGAAGGGGGAAGCCAGUGGAAAACCCAGAGAAAAACUACUGAGUGUGGAGGAAAUGCUGCGGGUGGUUCAGACGUGAUGGCAGUGUAAAGCAACAGUAGCUGUGGAUGUACUGGUGGGACUUCCAUGACCUCUGUGAUAUUAAGCACUUAACAUUAAUCCAAUCUGUUGUAUGCACUUAGUUCAAAGGUACUACUUACAUGGUCCUCAAGCCUUAAAAGGUUUGCAAUGUUCAUUUAAUGUUACCAUUUUACAUUACUUAAAGACUGACAUGUUUCUUGGUUCACAAUCCAAAAAAUGACUGCAAUGCAAUUAAUAGUAAACAGAUUUUUUAGUGUAUUUUGCGGUGUAUCAUACUGAACAUUAAGCACUGGAUGAAAUAUAUCUGUACACUUGAAUUAUAUGCAAAUGUAUCAAUCUUUUAUACCUAAUAAAACAUGAUUUAUGUUUUAA